CUCCUCCAUUGCCUGGCUGGCUGUGGUGAUAUGGUUGGGGUUGUGGUUGUGUUUUAGGUCGGGCCGUGUUGAUAAUACCACAUCGUUCGAACUCGUUGAAUGUGAAGCGAUGGGAAUUCUGAAGAAAUGGCUUUAAAACAAAUAGCCAUUUCGCUGCUUGCUCUCCUUGGUUUUCUCGCCGUAGGUGAAGCUCUGAGGUGCAACUGCACCAACUGCGUGAAGACGGGCUACGAGUGCGAGACGGACGGGGCCUGCAUGGCCUCCACCUCCUUCUUCCAGGAGCGGCUGCAGCACGUGCGCCUGUGCAUCAGCAGCGACAGCCUGGAGCCGCCCGGCCAGCCCUUCUACUGCCUCAGCUCCCAGGGCGUGGUCAACACCCACUGCUGCUACAGCGACUACUGCAACAGCCUGGACCUCAAGGCCCCCAUCGAUGAGGACACAGGCUCCUGGGGCCCCGUGGAGCUGCUGGCGGUGAUCGCGGGCCCCGUGUUCCUGCUGUGCGUGCUGCUGAUGGUGGGCGUGUUCCUGUUCCAGCACCACCAGAGGGCCUACAGCCACCGCCACAGGCUGCAGGUGGAGGAGCCCAGCUGCGACCACCUGUACCUGGCCAAGGACAAGACCCUGCAGGACCUCAUCUACGACAUGUCCACCUCCGGCUCGGGCUCCGGCCUGCCCCUGUUCGUGCAGCGCACGGUGGCGCGCACCAUCGUGCUGCAGGAGAUCAUCGGCAAGGGUCGCUUCGGCGAGGUGUGGCGGGGGAAGUGGCGCGGCGGCGACGUGGCGGUGAAGAUCUUCUCGUCGCGCGAGGAGCGCUCCUGGUUCCGCGAGGCGGAGAUCUACCAGACCAUCAUGCUGCGCCACGAGAACAUCCUGGGAUUCAUCGCCGCCGACAACAAAGACAACGGCACGUGGACCCAGCUGUGGCUGGUGUCGGACUACCACGAGCACGGCUCCCUGUUCGACUACCUGAACCACUACUCUGUCACCAUCGAGGGCAUGAUCAAGCUGGCGCUGUCGGCCGCCAGCGGCCUGGCUCACCUGCACAUGGAGAUCCUGGGCACUCAGGGGAAGCCGGGCAUCGCCCACCGCGACCUCAAGUCCAAGAACAUCCUGGUGAAGAAGAACGGCAUGUGUGCCAUCGCAGACCUGGGCCUGGCCGUGCGCCACGAGUCCAUCACAGACACCAUCGACAUCGCCCCCAACCAGCGAGUGGGCACCAAGAGGUAUAUGGCUCCGGAAGUUCUGGAUGAGACCAUCAACAUGAAACACUUUGACUCGUUCAAGUGUGCCGACAUUUACGCCCUGGGACUGGUGUACUGGGAGAUAGCACGCCGCUGCAACACUGGGGGUAUCCAUGAGGAGUACCAGCUGCCCUACUUCGACCUGGUGCCCUCCGACCCCUCCAUAGAGGAGAUGAGGAAGGUGGUGUGUGACCAGCGGCUGAGGCCCAACGUGCCCAACUGGUGGCAAAGCUACGAGUCUCUGCGGGUGAUGGGGAAGAUCAUGAGGGAGUGCUGGUACGCCAACGGGGCGGCCCGCCUCACCGCCCUGCGCAUCAAGAAGACCCUGUCCCAGCUCAGCGUGGAGGAGGACGUCAAGAUGUGAGCGCACCACCCCCUCCUCCUCCCCCCGCCCACGCCGAAGACGCACAUACACUGAAGACCCUCCUCUCCUCCUCCUCCCCCCCCCCCCCCCCCCACCCGUUCUAUGAAAACACCCCGGAAAGGACUGCUACUUAAAACCCCACAAGUUUUAAUAGCCACCCCCCCCCCCCUUGCGUGUCGUGACAAGGUCUACCUCACCUUUUUAGCCCAAACUACUGAAAGACUCCGCCUUCCCUCCUCUCGCCCACCACCACCACCACGGGCCACUACAACUCCACCCUCCACCAUAUUAUCACUCCCAUGACUCGUUUUUUUGUUGUUGGUGUUUUCCAUAGCAGGAAUUGUUACUAAUGUACAGGAAUUCUUCUUCUUCUUUUAAACCACAACAACUUUUAAACUGCCCCAGGAUGGACUAGCUAACCUCAAACAUGGAGGGGUUUCAUGUCGAGCUGAAGAGAAUCACGCAUAACUUUCUAUCGUUGGCGAGCUCCUUCUUUAUUGCUGUCCGUGUGUCUGGGAGAGCGGCGGUCUUGAAUAUGUUGUUGCAGCAUCUGCCAAUGUCCCCUCUGUUGCUGUUUGCUAAGCAUCGAACUGUCUGUGCGCCGUGCGUUUUGCUACUUGAACCCCCCCCAUGCAUUGUACUCCUUGGCAGCGCUUCACACUCCACACAUGGAAUUCCAGAGUCGCAUGUUAGACGUGGUCCAGUUUUCUCCUUAAAUGUGGCAGGGAUGAUCCUUUUUGUAUUUUAUUUUUUGUGUUCAUAUUAUUAAGAUUUUUAUCGAUAAACAAAUCACUGUGACGUGAAAUGCAAAGAAUGCCAGUUUCUGAUAUCCAAAUGAGGAUCCUUUUUAAUUCAGUGGGAUUCACCCUCCGUCGAGUUGGCGUUGAUGGGUCGUUUCAACACAAGACAGAGGAGCCUCUUAAGUGAUUCAACACAGACCUACCAGGUCAGACUGUGUGGCUCGUAGUGGCAAACUUGAUAUAAUCCAUGGUCAGUGCUGGCAUCCAAAAACUCAAAAGAAAAUAUCUUGUAUACAAAUGUCAUUAAGAAUACUCUUUUGAAAUGUCAUUUGAUUUAUAAGAAGAAUACAGGGUGAUUGUUUCCUUUUAGACUGUCCAAACUACUGAAGAUGGGGGUAAAUAUGAUUUGUAUAUAAAACAAACAUCUUUUUCUUAUAUUUUGAAGCCACAAAGGGUGUUUCUUGUGUUUUUCAGUUUUUAUUAUUCCUGUUUUCAUACUACAUAAUAUAUUUGUGGUACUUUUCAGAGAAUGUUUUAAUACAUGAGAUCUGCAUCAUUUAGCCUGAAGGGUACACUGGGAAAUUCUUACCACUUACUACUAACAGGAUUUUGGCACAGCUGAACGGCAUCAGCAGUAACAAGGGCAAACCUGUUGCUGUGAAGCCCUUUGAGUUCUGAGUUUGUUUUUGAAGUUUUACUUAAAGGCUUGAUUUUUGGUUUUUAAAUCAUGGACUAACCCUGCAGAAGCCUCAACUGAAUUUAAGCAAUGGGUAUUUAUUGAGGGGAAAGAGUCCUCAUGUUCUUUUUAGAGACUGAUAUGCUGUAAUGUGAAACUGCAUGUUAUCUGCCACUUUGUGGUCAGCAAUGCAGCAAAAUAUUCUCACAUUACAAACAGCAACGGUUACUUGGAAUGUGAGUGUAUUUAUGUUUGCAGACAAGUUUACCAAGGUAUGACUGACAGUUUGUCAUCCUUUAAAGCUCUACACCGUUCAAGUCAAACGGACGUAAGGGUUUUAAUCAGUCAUCAAAGCAGCAUUAUGGAAUGCUAUUAACCUACACUUGAACAUGAGACUUGUGUCUGUGCCCUUCUGCAUGCUGUCUCACACUGGGGCCUCGGUCGCUCUGCUGAGGUCAAAGUAGACGUAGACUUGGCUCUUUUUGUCUGCCAGUUGUUUUUGUCUUUCAUUUUGGGGCGUGUGUACCCUGGUAAAUGUUGCUGCUGUUGUAACAUGGGUAGGAAUAUAGGCUAAUGCAGCAUUUUCCUUUCAUGGUAUUUCAUUGGGUGACUCAUAUGAACCAAAUGUCUAAUAUUUCCUAUCCUUUUGGCUUGAUGCCAUGGGUAUUUUGCCAUUAAACGUUCUUGUACCUAAACACUAAAAUACUUCAAACUCCAUGUUAUACAAAUCUUUCAGGACUAGUUAGCAACUGUGUACAUACUGAAACAGUAAUAAACACCUUUUUCUUAAA
This is a messenger RNA of Osmerus eperlanus (European smelt), 3812 nucleotides long. It is a transcript of the gene acvr1ba, whose product is annotated as activin A receptor type 1Ba. Gene Ontology annotation, biological process: protein phosphorylation; cellular response to growth factor stimulus; nervous system development. The coding region runs from base 127 to 1605 and encodes 492 amino acids. The record is from RefSeq and is a predicted model, not a curated record. The transcript is spliced from 9 exons. Gene Ontology annotation, molecular function: activin binding; activin receptor activity, type I; ATP binding. Lineage: Eukaryota; Metazoa; Chordata; Actinopteri; Osmeriformes; Osmeridae. Gene Ontology annotation, cellular component: plasma membrane; activin receptor complex.